GAUGUGACGUAAUAGAUUCGUGGAAGGUUUGUGCUGUUGUGUCAAAACAGAAAAUAUGACCAUGACUAUCUGUAAAAGUUAAGAAAUUAAGUGAAAAGUUCGUGAGUUUUGGUAGUCGGUGUGACGGUCUUGUUUUGGGUGAUAUCUUAGAGCAAGAUCAAUGAUAGCGAGAAGACGCCGUACCAACUCUGGAUCUGAUUCUAAACAACAAAGCGGAAUAUCCACACAAACAAGUCAGACAAUUGUCUCAGAGAUUCCAGUAGAAACAGAAAUGUCUUGUAGAGAUCGAACCAAUGAGUUCCUUUCUGCAGCAAAAUUAUUACAAUCAAGACAGGGAAAUGGAACACUGGCUCACAAGAGAAACCCUGCAUUACGACAAAGGAGUGAAUUUACUCAAAUUGCAAAAAAAAUUGGCCGUGACUUGGCAAACACAUUUGCAAAACUUGAAAAACUCACCAUGUUGGCUAAGAAGAAGUCCCUCUUUGAUGACAAGCCGGUGGAGAUCCAGGAGCUGACGUACAUAAUUAAUCAGGACAUACAGAGUCUGAACAAGCAGAUAGCACAGCUACAACAGGUGGCCAAGUCACACCCCAACGCCAGGCACGUACAGAGUCACUCCAACUCCGUGGUUGUGUCCCUACAGUCAAAACUUGCCACCAUGUCAAAUGAUUUCAAAGAAGUCUUAGAAGUCAGAACAGAGAAUUUAAGGCACCAGAAGACAAGGCGAGAUCAGUUCUCCGAGUCCCCCGCCAUGUCUAACACAACGUACAGCAAUCACAGUUCAGUAUUGUUUCAAGAUGAAAUGAAUUCCCAGGGCGCCACAGGAGGGGGUGACGUUGUCCUCAAUAUGGACGGAAUGGACAAAAAUAGAUUUCAGCAGCAGAUGCAGCUGAUAGAUCAACAGGAUGAUUACAUCCAGGAUAGAGCAGACACCAUGAAGAAUAUAGAGAGUACGAUUGUAGAAUUAGGAGGAAUAUUCACACAGCUAGCACAUAUGGUCAAAGAACAAGAAGAAAUGGUGCACAGAAUUGAUGCCAAUACAGAUGAUGCAGUUAUGAAUGUAGAAGCAGCUCACAGUGAAAUUCUGAAGUACUUUCAGUCAGUGACAUCAAAUCGAUGGCUAAUGAUCAAGAUAUUUGCUGUUCUUAUAUUAUUCUUCAUCAUAUUUGUUGUAUUUAUGGCAUAAACAC
Messenger RNA from Saccostrea cuccullata (small rock oyster), 1190 nucleotides. RefSeq names its product syntaxin-5-like. Gene Ontology annotation, molecular function: SNAP receptor activity; SNARE binding. Bases 161 to 1186 code for a protein of 341 amino acids. Lineage: Eukaryota; Metazoa; Mollusca; Bivalvia; Ostreida; Ostreidae. Gene Ontology annotation, biological process: vesicle fusion; endoplasmic reticulum to Golgi vesicle-mediated transport; intracellular protein transport. Gene Ontology annotation, cellular component: SNARE complex; endomembrane system; Golgi membrane. The record is from RefSeq and is a predicted model, not a curated record. The transcript is spliced from 10 exons.